Nematocida ausubeli is the source of this 1593-nucleotide messenger RNA. RefSeq lists its product as uncharacterized. Bases 1 to 1593 code for a protein of 530 amino acids. The transcript has a single exon. NCBI's taxonomy places the organism in Eukaryota, Fungi, Microsporidia. The record is from RefSeq and is a predicted model, not a curated record.
AUGAAAAGUAGAUAUAUGAAUCGAGUUAUAGAAGAGAACAGCGAUAAUGCAUUGAGAUAUUUAGAUAGCUACAAGAGCGAGCUCUCAAGGAAAAAGGCUUGCAAUGCAGGAAAGUGCAGAAAGCAAGAGCACAGCGAAGAAAAAGGUGCUAGAAGAAGCUUUGUAGGGCUACUAAUAAAAAUCCUUUUUGUGCUUGCCCUUCUCGCUGAGCAGCAAGUCUGCGCAAUGCUAACAAGAAGUGACGCAGAGAGGGUGCAUCAAAUGGUAGUAAAUCCAGGGGAAAUAGUCAAAAAGGUGGCCAAUAUACAUGGCCCGCUAAGCCCAUUGAUGAUGUAUCUAUGCAACAAAAGAAAUGAUAUUCACAAACUGCGAUUCUAUUCAAGCUAUAUAUACCCAGGCUAUAUAGUCUCAAGCAAGGGAUAUGGCAAUAAAUACAGAAGAAACCCAGAUAAAGAUAGUGCGCGGCAUAAAGACUUAGAGUUAGGUAAAAUGGAUCACGCAAAAUUCUUUUAUAUUCUAAUGCAUAUGUUUCCUUCUCCUGAUGGAGAGUUAAGCAUUGAUCCAGCAAGAUACUCCAUCAAUUCAUUUACAAAAUUCCUGAACAGUGAAAAUAUAAAGAAGCAUGCCCAUACACUUCUUGCAACGCUUCUGCUAAGGACGGAAGGAAUAGAAGUGCCGCUGAAGCUUAAUAGAUCUAAUAAAAAAGUUUCGACCGUUACACUAAGAAAAGUAUGUAUAGAUGACAAAGAAAUGGCGCAGGAAAUGGGAUGCAUUGAGUUAAAUCUAUAUAAUCUGCAUUAUACAAAACAAAACCAUACCACUAAUCAAUUAGAGUAUUUUGACCAGGCUCACAUCUUGGAUGAUAUUAUUUGCUAUAUUACUAGAACAUGCGCGGACUCACAAGUUAAUGCCUAUAGAAAGGAUAUAGAGGGGGAUUUAAAAAAAGAGUUCUGGGACAAAUAUUUUAUUUCAAGCCCGAAUUGGCUUAUACAAUCGUACAUACACCACUAUCUGCAAACCAAAGAAGAAGCUGCGCGCUUUAAUAGGACUGUAUACAAGAUGGUGUCUGAUCAUAUGAUAGAGUGUAAAAAAGACAAUCAGCACAGUCAAAAGCAAACCGCAGAGAGGUUCUUUAGAAGAUGCUUUGUAUCUAAAUAUAAUAUUCAUAAAGCGGCCAAAUAUUGGGAAAUGCUAAAGGAAUUAGAAGAUCUCACUAUAUGCCCCGAAAAGGCCAGAUUAUUGCCUCCUGAUGAUUUUCUAAGGCUUUUCUUUAAAGAAGAAGCUACAAUACAUAUCCAUAAUAAUGCGUAUUUAGAAACAAAUGUGUUUUUAACUGAUGUUGAGUCUACAUUGUUGGGAAUGUUCUGCUGCUUUGCAUAUGAGCCAGAAAGCGAUACCUACAGUCUUGACCAUAUACCCAAUGCCCCGCAGGAGGCAAAGGAUUUCUUUUUUCAGCUGUCAUGCAGUAUUAAAAAACCUUUCGAUGAGUCAUCCAAAGUGCAAGAAGAUUUAAAUAAGAGUGAAUUAAAUAGCAGAAACUUAAAUGGAAAAUAUCUAAGCAAGAAAAUGCUUAGUAGUAUUCAUAUGGCUUGA